Molecule: messenger RNA, 423 nt
Organism: Verruconis gallopava
Lineage: Eukaryota; Fungi; Ascomycota; Dothideomycetes; Venturiales; Sympoventuriaceae
Exons: 2
Coding region: 1-423 (140 amino acids)
Source: RefSeq, a predicted model, not a curated record
AUGUACAAGCAAAGCGCUGGGCGCAUGCCAUGUUGCAUCUCCGGUGGGGCGCAAACGUCUGAGAGGAAAAAGAGGUUCGAGGUGGGUCAGCUGCCGCCACCGUCAAGUCACGUCGACGCAGCUCCGGGCGUGCCAGAGGAUGCCAAAGAAAUUUGCGUCGACGCAGGCCUUGAGUUCGGCAGCGUUGCGGUGACCGAACUGGUGCGCGCGAAAGGUCCCGCAAGAGAGCCUGGUCGAGCUCUGGGAGCGGAUGAGUCAUACGCCACCGCAGCCGCACGCCGUCGCGGACGUGAGCAACGAACGGGACGUGCUGGACAGGCAAGUGCUAUUUCCUGGGCAGGAACGCUCGUCGUCGCUACCGCCGGCCGGGACCUGCAUGCGCUGGCCAACCGCGCACCCGCUGGCGCACCCCCAGCGCUGUAG